UCUCACCGGCCCCCAUUUCUUUCCUUCCCGACAGACCACACAAAAAUACCUCCGCUGCCGCCGCCGCCACCGGCCGCCGCCGCGAUGCUCCGCCUCCGAGAGCGCAUCGUUUUCCAUCUCCUCUCUUUCUCCUCCACCUCCACCUCCACCUCCGCCCCGGCCACCCUCCCACUCCGCCGCCUCCUCUCCGCCGUCGCGGCCCCCAUUCCCCCGAGCCGAGGAUUCGCCGUUGAGGAUUACCUCGUCGACACCUGCGGCCUCACCCGAGCCCAGGCACUCAAGGCCUCCACGAAGCUCUCCCACCUCAAAUCCCCGGACAAACCCAACGCCGUCCUCGCCUUCCUCUCCGGCCUCGGCCUCACUGGCGUCGAUGCCGCCGCCGUCGUCGCCAAAGAUCCGCUCUUCCUCUGCGCCGGCGUGGAGACAACCCUGGUCCCCGUCGUCAACGGACUCGAGGGCCUCGGUCUGUUGCGUCCUGGGAUCGCCCGCCUCGUGUCGCUCGCCUACAUCAACUUCCGCUGCAGAUCCAUCGUCUCCAAGAUGCAGUACUACCUGCCCCUCUUUGGCUCCUUCGACAACUUCUUCCGCGCGCUCCAGCGCUCAUCCUACCUUCUCUCGUCGGACCUGGACAAGGUUAUCAAGCCCAAUGUCGUGUUCCUGCGGGAGUGCGGGCUAGAUGAUUGCGAUAUUGGCAAGCUGUGUGUCCGAGUGCCGAGGAUGCUGACCACCAACCCGGGGCGCGUCCGGGCAAUGGGGGCAUAUGCUGAAAGAUUAGGCAUGCCCCGGGGUUCUGGGAUGUACAGAAUUGCGCUACAUGCCGUCUCAUUCCUCACCGAGGAGAAGAUCACUGCUAAAGUGGACUACCUGAAGAAGACGUUCAGCUGGUCGGAUGCUGAGGUUGUCAUGGCUUUGUCUAAAGCUCCAAUGCUGCUGAAGAGGUCAAAGGACAUCCUGUGGCGCAGGUUCGAGUUCCUUGUCUCUGAGGUGGGUUUGGAACCGGCAUACAUUGCUCGUCGGCCGGUAAUGCUCUAUUAUAGCCUUGAUAAUCGGCUCAAGCCCCGGUGCUAUGUUCUAAAGUUCCUCAAGGAAAAUGGAUUGGUAGAUCGUGACCUGAGCUUCUCUAGUGCACUCUCAAUUCAGGAGAAGUACUUCAUGGAGAAGUACAUACGCCCUCACAACGAAGCUGCGCCACACCUCGCCGAUGACUAUGCAGCAGCUUGCAAAGGGGAGGUGCCAGCUAGUUUCAGAUUUACUUGAACCAAUAGUGGGCUAAGGAUCACUGUGUAUGGCGCAACAAAGUUUUCACUCUGCGUAGUAAGCUGGUAGUUCCUGUUUUGGUGUUCUUUGCCAAACUAGAUGUUGCUUAUUUUCUGUAGUAUGCCUGUUACAUGCUUGUUUGGUCAUUGCUAAAUGCUAACUCCUAUGAAACUGUUAAUUUUGUUCCUGAACCCUGAUAUGUUGAUGUUGUCAUUCCUUCAGAGAAGAUCUUUGUGUUCUCCUGAUAAUUUUAUUCCUGAACCCUAAAGUCUAACUAUAUUUUCCUAAAUCAUGGCCGAGCGAAAUAUGUGUUGCUAGUUCCAUUCUAUCCUGUGUUCAGAUUUUAAGAGUGAUCUGGGAAGUAGGAUUUGCCGGCACUCCACCUUCAGAUACGUGGACAUGAGCCAACGCAGCCUGCCAAGAUGGUGCUCUGUGAGAUCAAACUUCUUCCACCAAGAAGGGCAUUUGGCCUCAAACUCUGCUUUUUUUGUUUUUGUUUUUUUAGAAUUACUCCUCAAUUUAUCUGGUAGACAUCCUUUUGUUAGUAAGAAAUCGAUCUAUUUUUAAUGUGAUUUAGAUAUGCUUCUUCCAGUCAUUCGUUGAUUUCGUUACUGAAAUCUGCACUUACUUCUCUUUGUGUCAUUGCUUCAUUCCAUCCAGUAGUUUGUAAACCACUGGAACAAUAUCAUGAGAACAUUAGUGUCCUGGUUAUAUUAGUGCUCUUUUGCAUUGCAAUCUUGUGCUUCGGUUGUCAGAUUGCCGCUGUUUGUGAUCUUCCAACAGAUUUCCGUGGUGUUGCUUAAUUUGCCCCUGGUGUUUUCUGUUGUUUCCAUACAGGUUAAAUAGGGAGUACGUACUUGUACAAAUGAAAAUACUGUUUUAAUCCGUUAAAAAAACUGUUUUAAUUGCUGCCACAGUAAAGUUGCUGUGUAGGUAAUGGUCACAGCAGAUUUGAAGAGCAUAGGUUUUCUAUUUGCAUGAUCUUACUUGUAUAUAGUAGACCUGGAGAUAGAUAGCCUUGGGCACGAAACUGGAGAGUGCCUUAAUACACACAAGCUAGUGAAUUCCACGGUCUUAAUUUUCAUCUGAAUUUUAAUCAGCGGUGUUGAUAUUUGAAGCUAGGCUCGGGCUUACUCAAAUGGUAGUGAGGUUCGGUGAUCCUUUACGUACAUUGCAUAAAUGCAGAAUGGUCGAUACACUGUUAUGAAUUUUUAGGAUUUCAACUGCUGUUUAUAUCCCUGAGUGGCUAAUUUCAAAUUCAAAUCCAGAUCCAGAUAGUUACCUGCUCAUAAGCUGCAGGUACUAAUUGCCAUCUUCAUACUGGAUCUGUUGAGUUGGGAGCUAUGGACCUUGCUUUAUAUUUCCACUGCAGCAGUGACCAUCAGACCUCGCCGGCAGGGCUGCGCUCCUGAAGGAAGACUCGACAUCAGCAAGGACAAGUUGAAUUUUUUUGCUGGACUCGGUGCUGCUGUUGAUGAGACACACACGGAUGUCCGGGAGGCAGGGCAAACAUUCCAUGCCGGCUGUUGCAGCGCCUCUCCACUCUGCG
This is a messenger RNA of Triticum aestivum (bread wheat), 2806 nucleotides long. RefSeq lists its product as uncharacterized. The transcript has 2 exons. Gene Ontology annotation, molecular function: double-stranded DNA binding. The coding region runs from base 85 to 1257 and encodes 390 amino acids. The record is from RefSeq and is a predicted model, not a curated record. NCBI's taxonomy places the organism in Eukaryota, Viridiplantae, Streptophyta, Magnoliopsida, Poales, Poaceae. Gene Ontology annotation, biological process: regulation of DNA-templated transcription.